UGUUCAAGCUGGAGGACUCGAUGCCAUUGCACAUUAUCGCCACUACAAAGAUGAUGUGCGGGUGAUGAAGGAAAUGGGACUUGAUUCCUACAGAUUCUCAAUCUCAUGGCCUAGAAUAUUGCCUACUGGAAGAAGAACUAAUGGAGCUGGGAUAAACGAGAAAGGAAUACAAUUCUACAAUAGCCUCAUAGACGAGCUGCUUGCCAACGGUAUAAAGCCAAUGGUGACUAUCUUCCAUUGGGAUGUACCCCAAGCAUUGGAGGAUGAAUACCAUGGGUUUCUUGACAAGAAGAUUGUGAUUGACUUUGUGGAUUACGUAGACCUAUGCUUCAGCAGACUUGGUGAUCGAGUGAAACACUGGAUAACAUUCAACGAGCCAUGGAGCUUCAGUGUGGGAGGGUACGCAACGGGCACUUUGGCACCUGGUCGUGGAGAUUCUUCUAAUGCAAGAACUGACAUAGCAUUCCAGUUUCCCUCAAGCAAGGCAACUUCACAGCAAGCAUCGGAAUUUGCUGGUGCUCCCAAGCAAGGGAACGCCGCCACUGAGCCAUACAUAGUGUCACACCACCAGCUUCUGGCUCAUGCUGCUGCUGUUCAAUUAUACAGGCAGAAGUAUCAGAGGAGCCAAAAGGGUAAAAUUGGUAUUACACUUGUGUCAAAUUGGGCUGUACCUUACCACAAUACUAAAGAAGAUCGGGAUGCUGCACAAAGGGCAAUCGACUUCAUGUUUGGAUGGUUCAUGGAUCCCAUAACCCAUGGCGACUAUCCAAGUUCAAUGCGGUCUCUUGUAGGCCAUCGACUUCCAAAGUUUUCUAAACCGGAAUCAGAACUCUUGAAAGGAUCAUAUGAUUUCCUGGGAUUCAACUACUACACUGCUAACUAUGUGCUCAACGAACCAGGUCCUCCUUACACUUUGGAUUCUCGGGCUAAAUGCACUCCUUACCGUAAUGGCAAACCAAUUGGAGAACGGGCUGCUUCUGACUGGCUCUACGUUUAUCCAAAAGGAAUAUUGGAACAUGUUGAUUACAUUCGAGAGAAAUACAACAACCCCCCUAUUUACAUUACUGAGAAUGGGCGUGAUGAGUUCAAUGAAAAGAACUUGUCUUUCUGGCUAGCUUUUUUUGACCCCAAAAGGAUAUCUUAUCACUACAGGCAUCUUCGAUUUCUGAAGAAAGCAAUAGACAAGGGAGCAAAUGUGAAAGGAUACUAUGUCUGGUCAUUGAUGGAUAAUUUAGAAUGGAGCACAGGUUUUAAUUCUCGUUUUGGUAUGAACUUCAUUGACUAUGCUGAUGGUCUGAAAAGGUAUCCAAAACUGUCAGCUGGAUGGUUUAAGUUCUUCCUCCACAACGAUGAAGAAACUAACGCUUGAGGACUUCAAUGGUCUGGAGACUUUCUCCAAUACCACUUCCCUAUCAAGUUCAUUUACCAAGAAUUAUUUGUAUGUGUGCUAUUGAGACUUUCUUGUACUUCACGUGAAGUUCAUUUACCAAAAAAUAUUGUAAGUGUGCUUUUAACUUGUGCCUGGAUUCAUCAUUUACUAUUUAGAGUAAUGCUGGAUUCAUAAAAUGUAUUUCCUGGUUUUUUUGUG
Molecule: messenger RNA, 1588 nt
Organism: Coffea arabica (coffee)
Lineage: Eukaryota; Viridiplantae; Streptophyta; Magnoliopsida; Gentianales; Rubiaceae
Product: beta-glucosidase 12-like
Biological process (GO): carbohydrate metabolic process
Molecular function (GO): beta-glucosidase activity
Source: RefSeq, a predicted model, not a curated record